AUGAUUGAAUUAGCUUGCAUUUUUACAACUAGUGGUGUUAUAUUAUUUUAUAAGGCAUUUUCUACUUUGAGAUACGAUUUAGUAGAUGACUUAAUCAAAAAGAACUUAAUUAACGAAAGAUUUAGCGAGUAGAGCUAUUUGUUGGACAAUUAUAGAGUUAUGUGGACUAGAGAUUAAGAGAGAAAUCUCGUUUUUAUGAUAGCUUAUAGCGAGUUAUUACAUCUUUAGUCAACUGAUAAGUUUAUUAAGCUUUUAAAGGCUAUCUAUGUUGAAGAUUACUACAACUAAAUUAAAAUUGAAAACCACGUUAUCAAAGAAAUUCCAUCUUUUGAUAAGGGAUUCGAAUAGAGUGUCAUGAAAUGGUAAGAAUACUUGAAAGUCGAAAGGGAAAGAUAAAAAUCAACUAUGAAAUCCUUUGAAGAAACAAAGAAAGGAUAAGAACUUAAAAAGGGAGCAAGCGGGGUCUAGAAAAAAAAACCAGGCAAGGUUGGUACUGAAAAAGACGAGUACACUCCUUCUGGAAACAGCGCAUUAAAUAAUAGUGUUGGCAGUGUUGGAAGCUAUAAUUCAAUUGAUUCUGCAGAUGAAUCUAAAACAGAUGCCAAAAGAAACAGUAUUGAUAGUUCUGAAUAAUCAGAAAUAGAAAAAGCUAGACUUUUGUUGAAACAGAAAUUUGAAAAGCCAAAAAAAGAACCUACUCCUGUUGAAAAACCAGUAGUUGAAUAGAAAAAGUAAAAGGAUAAAGCAGUAGGAACUGCUGGAAAAUAUAGUAGCUAAUUAGCUAAACAAUUAGAUCAAAGUUCGAACAAAUAAGAAGAAGAUAUUAACUUAGAAAAGCAAAAGUACUUAGGAGGCGAAAAUGAAAAAAUAAAAGGUUUUGAUGAUAUUUCUUCAGACGAAGAUGAGUAGGAAGUAGAAAAAAGAGGUUUCUUCUCUAAAAUCGUCAGCAAUUUUAAGUAACUUACUGGUACCAAGAUAUUAGAUGCUUAGGAUUUACAGCCUAUUCUUGACAAGUUCAAAGAGUAAUUGAUGAAUAAAAAUGUUGGUGAAUAAAUUGCAUAAUAGUUAUGUGAUAGCAUCAAAAAGAAUUUAAUUAACACUCAAGCAAAAGCUUUAACCUUGCUUAAUAAAACCGUUAAGGAAUCAUUAUAAGACGCUAUCAGCAAGAUUUUAACACCAAAGAGAAAUAUUGAUAUUAUUGCCGAAGCAAUGAGAUCAAGAGAAAAGGGAAAACCAUAUAUCAUAACAUUUAUUGGUGUCAAUGGUGUUGGUAAAUCAACAAACCUUGCAAAAGUUGCAUAUCUCUUUAAGAAAGAAGGUUUUUCUGUCAUGUUUGCUGCUUGCGAUAAUUUCAGAGCUGGUGCAGUAGAAUAAAUUAAAACUCAUGGUAGAUGUUUAGAAAUACCUGUAUUUGACAGAGGUUACAAAGAUGAACCUGCUGAUAUUGCUUUCUAAGCCAUCAGAGAAGCUUAAGCAAAGAAAGUUGAUGUAUUACUUAUUGAUACUGCUGGUCGUAUGUAAGAUAAUGAACCUUUAAUGAAGCAACUCAGUACUCUUGUUGUCUAAAAUAAUCCUGAUCUUAUUGUUUUCAUUGGUGAAGCUUUAGUUGGUAAUGAUGGUACUGAUUAAUUAAUGAAAUUCAACAAAGCUCUUAUCGAUCUCUCCCCAAAAGACAGAAUCAGAGAAAUCGAUGCCAUUAUCUUAAGUAAAUUCGACACUGUCGACGACAAAGUUGGAGCUGCUUUAAGUAUGACUUAUAACACUGGUAAGCCUAUUCUAUUCUGUGGUGUAGGAUAAAAAUACACUCACCUUAAAAAACUCAAUGUUAGAACUGUAGUUCAUGCCUUGCUAGAUUGA
This is a messenger RNA of Tetrahymena thermophila SB210, 1857 nucleotides long. Its product is annotated as signal recognition particle receptor subunit alpha. Gene Ontology annotation, cellular component: signal recognition particle receptor complex; endoplasmic reticulum membrane. Gene Ontology annotation, biological process: SRP-dependent cotranslational protein targeting to membrane. Gene Ontology annotation, molecular function: GTPase activity; signal recognition particle binding; ATP hydrolysis activity. The transcript has 5 exons. The record is from RefSeq and is a predicted model, not a curated record. Lineage: Eukaryota; Ciliophora; Oligohymenophorea; Hymenostomatida; Tetrahymenidae.